This is a messenger RNA of Pelagomonas calceolata, 870 nucleotides long. NCBI's taxonomy places the organism in Eukaryota, Pelagophyceae, Pelagomonadales, Pelagomonadaceae. The record is from the annotation of a GenBank genome assembly.
CUAGCAAGCAAGCCAGGCUGCGGCGUAGGCCUGUAGCUCUGUCGCUGAGGCGUUUGAGUGACUGUUUUGCAGCUCUGCUGCAAGCACGCUAUAGCCUGAACGGCUGCCGCGCGCCGCGCCGCCUGGUGGACCACCCCCUGAGAUCCCUGCUGGGGGCUGCACGCCGCCGCGUUGUUACGCCGCCGCGAGGACGCGAUAAAACAAGAUGAAGGCCUUCGCCGGCCUCUCUUCUGAUGACGAUGAUUCGGAUGAGGACAUGGCGCCCGCGUUGCCGAUCCCGGGCCGCGCCUCGCCUUUGGUGGAUGAAGACGUAGACGACGACGAAGCGCGAGCCGAGUUGCGAUUCCGGGCCGAGCUCGAGUUCCUGCAGUGCUUAGCAAGUCCGUUAUACUGCCAAUUCUUAGCCCAGCACGACUAUCUUGAAGACCCGAAAUUCUUGAAAUUCCUCGACUACCUCCAGUACUUCCGCAGACCGGAGUACGUCGGGUUUGUGGAGUACCCCCACUGCUUCGCGUUUCUGGAUUUGUUACGGGAGUCGGAGAAGUUCCGGACCGACAUAAGACGGGACGAGUGCCGCGACUGGUGCCACCAGCAGCAGUUCCAGUCCUGGCAGUUCCACCACCGGCAGGAGCACGUCACGCCGAACUUGGAGCCCCCAGUCUUGGGCGAGGGCGACUGGCGCGCGACGCCCCUCCAAUUAACCGGAGACGACUUUGUGAAGUACGAGGCGUACCUCGAGAAGACGUUGGGGAAGCAGUCCGAGGCGUGGUUCUUCUCGGCCGAGACGCUCGGGGACGAGAAGGUGCGCGCGGCGCUGGAGGCGUCGCCCCUGGCGGGGUCUUAAGGUUGUUGUUCACAUACUUACAUAGC